AUCCCCGCGACUGCAGCAGCGCCGGCUCCCUCCCGGUCCCCACCUCGGCCCCGGGCUCUUAAACGGCUCCGGGGCGCCCUUUCAGUCAACGUCGUAGUCUGCCCCCUCCCCAGCCCCAGGCCCCGGGAGGCAGGCUCGCCAGCGCCCAGCCCGGGAGCCGGCCGGGAAGCGCUAUGGGGGCCCCUGCAGCCCUGCUCCUGCUCCUGCUGGGCGCCUGCCGCUGGGCGCCCGGAGGGGCCAACCUCUCCCAGGACGGCUACUGGCAGGAGCAAGAUGUGGAGCUGGGAACUCUGGCUCCACUCGACGAGGCCAUCAGCUCCACAGUCUGGAGCAGCCCUGACAUGCUGGCCAGUCAAGACAGUCAGCCCUGGACGUCUGAUGAAACGGUGGUGGCUGGUGGCACUGUGGUGCUCAAGUGCCAAGUGAAAGAUCAUGAGGACUCAUCCCUGCAGUGGUCUAACCCUGCCCAGCAGACUCUCUACUUUGGGGAGAAGAGAGCCCUUCGAGAUAAUCGGAUUCAGCUGGUCAGCUCUACGCCCCACGAGCUCAGCAUCAGCAUCAGCAACGUGGCCCUGGCGGACGAAGGCGAGUACACCUGCUCCAUCUUCACUAUGCCUGUGAGAACCGCCAAGUCCCUCGUCACUGUGCUCGGAAUCCCACAGAAGCCCAUAAUCACGGGUUACAAAUCAUCCUUACGAGAAAAGGACACAGCCACCCUAAACUGUCACUCUUCUGGGAGCAAACCUGCAGCCCAGCUCACCUGGAAAAAGGGUGACCAAGAACUUCAUGGAGAACCAACUCGGAUACAGGAAGAUCCCAAUGGUAAAACUUUCACCGUGAGCAGCUCAGUGACGUUCCAGGUUACCCGGGAGGAUGAUGGGGCGAACAUCGUGUGCUCUGUGAAUCAUGAGUCUCUAAAGGGAGCUGUCAGAUCCACCUCUCAACACAUUGAAGUUUUAUACACACCGACUGCAAUGAUUAGACCAGACCCUCCGCAUCCCCGUGAGGGCCAGAAGCUGUUGCUACACUGUGAGGGGCGUGGCAAUCCAGUCCCCCAGAAGUACCUGUGGGAGAAGGAGGGCAGUGUGCCGCCCCUGAAGAUGGCCCAGGAGAGCGCCCUGAUCUUCCCCUUCCUCAACAAGAGUGACAGCGGCACCUACGGCUGCACGGCCAUCAGCAACAUGGGCAGCUACAAGGCCUACUACACCCUCAAUGUUAACGACCCCAGCCCCGUGCCCUCCUCUUCCAGCACCUACCAUGCUAUCAUCGGGGGAGUUGUGGCUUUCAUUGUCUUCCUGCUGCUCAUCCUGCUCAUCUUCCUCGGCCACUACUUGAUCCGGCACAAAGGAACCUACCUGACACAUGAGGCGAAAGGCUCUGACGAUGCCCCAGACGCGGACACGGCCAUCAUCAACGCAGAAGGCGGGCAGUCAGGCGGGGAUGACAAGAAGGAGUACUUCAUCUAGGGGCGCCUGCCCACCUCCGGCGCCCCUCAGGGGCCACAUGGGGACUGCUGGGGCCGUCACCAACCCGGACUUGUACAGAGCGACCCCAGGGCCGCCCCACCCGCUUGCUCCCCAGCCCACCCACCCCCCUGUACAGAAUGUCUGCUUUGGGUGCGGUUUUGUACUCGGUUUGGAAUGGGGAGGGAGGAGGGCGGGGGGGAGGGGAGGGUUGCCCUCAGCCCUUUCCGUGGCUUCUCUGCGUUUGGGUUAUUAUUAUUAUUAUUUUUGUAACAAUCCCAAAUCAAAUCUGUCUCCAAGCUGGAGAGGUGGGGGCCCUAGGGUGAGGAGAGCAAAAAACUGGAGUUCGGGAGUGUUAGGAGGAGAAUGAUGGUGGAGGGGCAGGGAGAGGGUAAGGCUGCUCGGGGUGGGGGGGCUCUCACCCACCCUCCCUCCAUCCUCCACAGCAGAGCAGCUUCCCAGGCUUCCCCAGAAUCCCAGGAGUGGGAGGGUUGUGAGCAAGGGCUCGGGGUGGCCAGCGACACACCAAGAGCCAUGGACAGGGAGGUGGGUACCACCCUGACACCUUCUUCCAUUGCUGAGAAGAGGGUGAAUGGGAAGUCCCAGGGUUUCAGCCUGGAAAGGACAUGGGUCCCUGCAAGAAAGGGUACAUUUAGAAAGAAAGGGUGGCAGAGAUGGGUCAUCCCUCCAUUGCCCCCAAAAUGAACGAUUCCAGGCCCUUUCCAUGGGAACCACCCUUGGGGGACACAGAAUAGGGCUGUCCCUCCUUGUUCUCGUAGCCACAGGAGAAGUGCUGCUCUGGGGCCUGGACUGUGUCUGCUGCCCCCUCCAGGGGGCCCCUCACUCUCACCCAAGACCCUGGAUGGUUGCACAGCAACCUCUCCUCUGUGGCAUUGCUCAGCAACUGCUCCGCCCUUCUUGGCUGCUCUGUGCUCCUUCCUGAUCCCCACGCCAGCCCUCAGCCCUUCCGCCCUCAGCAGCCAGGCAGACUUAACAACAAAAAUACUAAAAGGAGCUUCACUGCACUGAGCUGUUUCCUGCCCAGCUAAGGGAAUGAUGUGAAUCUGUGCGUGUGCAUGCAUGUGUGUGUGUGCGUGUGUGCAUGUGUGUGUGCCUAUGUGUGUGAGUGAAUGUGAGGCAGAGGGAGGGAUUGAGGAGGAGGGCCAAGGGCCAGGGGUCCUGGGCAAGUGGCAAGGAUGUGGGACGUGUGAAGGAGGCCUCACAUGUGGGGGACUCCUGGCCAGUGUUUGUACCUUCCCUGGGAGGGUGCUCCAACCUGGGACUGUUCGUACCUCCCCCAGUGCCCAUCAGUCUUAGAGAAAGGAGUCCCAUCAUGUGUUUGCCCAGCUGUCCUUUCUGUCUCAGCCCCUCCCUGGCUUCCCUUGUCCCAAGCCAUAAAGUCAGUGGCACCGCCUUUGCUAUGCAUCCCUCGGGCCUCUCCCUGGCCCUGACCCUGCACAACCCACAACCUGCCAUCACUUCUUUUCCCCAGAGCCUGCACCCAGUGAGUUGAGGGCUGUGUCCCCAAUUUUUCUUUUGCUUUCCUGUCUUCCUUCCAUGGCUCCCAGCUGGUUGCCAUGGAGAUCAGGUUGUUGGCCCUCCCUGUCCUGGCCAGACUGCCCCACCUCAGACCCAGGAUGCCCUUGGCAUCACUCCCACCCUUUGCCAGCAUGUCCUCCCUGCUCUGACAACAGGCGUGCGUAACAGGGCAGCUGCAAUCCAGCAGGCCUGCCCACCCCCUUCAGUUCAGGUAAUGCCCUUGUGAACCUUCCAGCCACUGGUUGGGCCCUGGGCACCACAGGCAGCCCCUCACCUAAGCCAGGGCCCCCUCCUCUUACAGCAGCAAGGGAGCCUGGGGCCCCAGGCCUGGUGGGCUCCUUAUCUCCCAGCACCCGCUUUUGGGAAAUGACUUUUCCUCUUCGAGCUGAACCACUCUGUCCAUAUUACACAGAAGCCAUAUUUGUACGGGGGGCGGGGGGAAUAGGGGCCUUGUGCUGUGUGCGUCUGUCCGGGGGCGGGGGGUGGGAAAAGGGAGCAGGGAGGGGACCGUGUAUCUUUAUAAUCUUUCUAACUCUCCUGUGCUAAUCUCAGAGGGGCCACCCUCAAUAUAUCUGGAUUAUCCGUGUC
Molecule: messenger RNA, 3590 nt
Organism: Nycticebus coucang (slow loris)
Lineage: Eukaryota; Metazoa; Chordata; Mammalia; Primates; Lorisidae
Gene: CADM3
Product: cell adhesion molecule 3
Exons: 10
Coding region: 174-1466 (430 amino acids)
Biological process (GO): homophilic cell-cell adhesion
Cellular component (GO): presynaptic membrane
Source: RefSeq, a predicted model, not a curated record